Sphaerodactylus townsendi is the source of this 10177-nucleotide messenger RNA. RefSeq names its product ATPase phospholipid transporting 9A (putative) (gene ATP9A). Bases 166 to 3309 code for a protein of 1047 amino acids. Gene Ontology annotation, molecular function: magnesium ion binding; ATPase-coupled intramembrane lipid carrier activity; ATP hydrolysis activity. Lineage: Eukaryota; Metazoa; Chordata; Lepidosauria; Squamata; Sphaerodactylidae. The record is from RefSeq and is a predicted model, not a curated record. Gene Ontology annotation, cellular component: plasma membrane; trans-Golgi network; endosome. Gene Ontology annotation, biological process: phospholipid translocation; retrograde vesicle-mediated transport, Golgi to endoplasmic reticulum; endocytosis. The transcript is spliced from 28 exons.
CCUGCGCGCCGCCCAACCUCCGGCCCGCCCGGUCCUCGGCGGCGAGCGCGGCCGUGCCAGAGCGCGGCGAGGCUGGGCCGAGCUGGGAAGGAGCCGGAGCUUCCCCGGCGCUCCUCCCCGCCUGCGGCUGCGCCCAGCCCGGCUGCUGCCACCGCCGCCGCCACCAUGAGCGACAACAUCCCCUUGCAGCCGGUCAGGCAGAAAAAGCGCAUGGACAGCAAGCACCGCGGCGGGUGUUGCAACUGCUUAAGAUGUUGCGGAAGAGGAGACCCGAGGCCUCGAACGGUUUGGCUUGGCCACCCAGAGAAGAGAGAGCAGCGAUACCCACGCAAUGUGAUCAACAACCAAAAAUACAACUUCUUUACUUUUUUACCAGGGGUGCUGUUCAACCAGUUUAAAUACUUCUUCAACCUCUACUUUUUGUUUCUGGCCUGUUCUCAAUUUGUUCCCGAAAUGAGGCUUGGUGCCCUGUACACGUAUUGGGUUCCACUGGGUUUUGUGCUUGCCGUGACCAUCAUCCGUGAAGCAGUAGAGGAGAUCCGAUGCUACAUGCGCGAUAAGGAAGUAAACUCCCAGAUCUACAGCAAACUCACAGCGAGAGGAACAGUCAAGGUGAAGAGUUCAAAUAUUCAAGUGGGAGACCUUAUCAUUGUAGAAAAGAACCAACGGGUCCCCGCAGACAUGAUCUUCCUGAGGACGUCGGAAAAGAAUGGGUCCUGCUUUCUGCGUACGGAUCAGCUGGAUGGUGAAACAGACUGGAAGCUGCGUCUGCCUGUCAGCUGCACUCAGAGAUUACCCACGGCUUCCGAUCUUCUUCAGACCCGAUCCAAUGUGUAUGCUGAGGAGCCCAACAUUGACAUCCACAACUUUGCUGGGACUUUUACUAGAGAGGACAGCGACCCUCCGGUGAAUGAGAGCUUAAGCAUUGAAAAUACACUGUGGGCCAGCACAGUGAUUGCUUCAGGAACUAUUGUGGGAGUUGUUCUCUAUACAGGCCGGGAGCAGCGCAGUGUCAUGAACACAUCAAAUCCACGGAGUAAAAUUGGCCUUUUUGACCUGGAAGUGAACUGCCUCACCAAGAUUCUCUUUGGUGCUUUAGUGGUGGUUUCUCUUGUCAUGGUGGCUCUUCAACACUUUGCUGGCCGUUGGUAUCUUCAGAUCCUCAGAUUUCUUCUUCUUUUCUCAAACAUCAUUCCAAUCAGUUUACGUGUGAAUCUCGACAUGGGGAAAAUAGUUUACAGCUGGAUGAUCCGGAGGGAUCCCAAAAUUCCCGGCACUGUGGUUCGGUCCAGCACAAUCCCAGAACAAUUGGGAAGAAUAUCCUAUUUGCUGACAGAUAAAACAGGGACCCUAACGCAAAAUGAGAUGGUUUUCAAACGCCUACACCUUGGAACAGUGGCUUAUGGACUAGACUCCAUGGAUGAAGUUCAGAGCCAUAUAUUCAGCAUAUACACUCAGCAGUCCCAGGAGCCCCCUGCUUCAAAAGGUCCUGCCUUGGCUACAAAAGUCCGGAAAACCCUGAGCAGUCGGGUCCACGAGGCAGUGAAAGCAAUAGCCCUCUGCCACAAUGUGACUCCUGUCUACGAAUCAAAUGGUGUGACGGAUCAAGCUGAAGCAGAGAGGCAUUAUGAAGAUUCGUGCCGGGUGUACCAAGCUUCUAGUCCUGAUGAGGUGGCCCUGGUACAGUGGACAGAGAGUGUUGGCUUGACCCUGGUUGGGAGAGAUCAGUCUUCUGUGCAGCUGAGGACGCCUGGUGGCCACAUCUUGAAUUAUACUAUUCUGCAGAUCUUUCCAUUCACUUACGAAAGUAAACGGAUGGGUGUCAUCGUUCGGGAUGAGUCUACAGGAGAAAUAACUUUCUACAUGAAAGGUGCUGAUGUGGUGAUGGCUGGCAUUGUUCAGUAUAAUGACUGGCUGGAAGAAGAGUGUGGCAAUAUGGCAAGAGAAGGGCUCAGGGUCCUGGUAGUAGCCAAGAAAUCCCUGACGGAGGAGCAGUAUCAAGACUUUGAGGCACGUUACAUCCAGGCCAAGCUCAGUGUCCAUGACCGGUCCCUGAAGGUAGCAACUGUGAUAGAGAGCUUGGAAAUGGAGAUGGAACUGCUGUGUCUGACCGGAGUGGAGGAUCAGCUUCAGGCAGAUGUCAGGCCUACCCUGGAGACUCUGAGAAAUGCUGGCAUUAAGGUAUGGAUGCUCACAGGGGAUAAAUUGGAAACAGCCACAUGUACAGCUAAGAAUGCACAUCUGGUCACCAGAACUCAGGACAUACAUAUAUUUAGACUGGUGACCAAUCGUGGAGAAGCUCACUUGGAACUGAAUGCCUUCCGCCGUAAGCAUGAUUGUGCCCUUGUCAUCUCUGGUGACUCGUUGGAGGUCUGCUUGAAAUACUACGAGUAUGAGUUUAUGGAACUGGCGUGCCAGUGCCCAGCGGUGGUCUGCUGCAGAUGUGCCCCGACACAGAAGGCUCAGAUUGUGCGCUUACUCCAAGAGAGAACUGGGAAGCUGACCUGUGCAGUGGGUGAUGGUGGAAAUGAUGUCAGCAUGAUUCAGGAAGCUGAUUGUGGUGUUGGAGUGGAAGGAAAGGAAGGUAAGCAAGCUUCUCUUGCUGCAGACUUCUCCGUCACUCAGUUUAAACAUCUGGGCCGGUUACUGAUGGUGCACGGACGGAACAGCUACAAAAGAUCGGCAGCUCUCAGCCAGUUCGUGAUCCACAGGAGCCUGUGCAUCAGUACCAUGCAGGCUGUUUUCUCUUCGGUGUUCUACUUUGCCUCUGUUUCCCUCUACCAGGGCUUCCUCAUUAUUGGGUAUUCUACAAUCUACACGAUGUUUCCGGUGUUCUCUCUGGUCCUGGACAAAGAUGUCAAAUCGGAAGUUGCCAUGCUGUAUCCAGAGCUCUACAAAGAUCUUCUGAAGGGAAGGCCGUUAUCCUACAAAACGUUUUUGAUAUGGGUUUUGAUAAGUAUUUAUCAAGGUAGCAUCAUAAUGUACGGAGCACUGCUGCUAUUUGAAUCGGAGUUUGUCCACAUUGUGGCCAUUUCCUUCACAUCCUUGAUCCUCACGGAGUUGUUGAUGGUGGCACUGACAAUUCAGACAUGGCAUUGGUUCAUGAUAGUGGCAGAAUUACUCAGUCUUUCCUGCUACAUUGCUUCGCUGGUCUUCUUACAUGAAUUUAUUGAUGUUUAUUUCAUCACAACCUUAUCAUUCUUGUGGAAGGUGACAGUCAUCACGCUGGUCAGCUGUCUCCCUCUCUACGUCCUGAAGUACCUGAGGCGAAGGUUCUCUCCUCCAAGCUAUUCGAAGCUGACGUCAUAGGUGCUUCUACCAAUGAGGCAAAGACUCAUUUUUAUUGCACAGUGCUCACAGACGAAAUCAAUGUGUGUUCAUCAUAGUAACAGCUGCAUCUGACAGUUGUGUAAGGAUUGUGCUUUGACUGGUGACCUUUGUGGGGAAGACUGGAUAAUUGGCAGUCAAGCCGGUUGGCUAGGAGUCAGCCAAGCAAGCAGGAAGAACUGCCUGGUUGGUCAAGUUCUGUCCAUUUCUAUUUAUUUUAAAUGAAGUCAGAGGCAGAUAACUGCAACGCGUGUUGCUUCCAUUGUGCAGUCAGCUUACUUGGAAACUGUGAAGUAGGCUGUUUGUUUGAAAACAAUGUCAUUUUUUGUUUUCCUUUUUUGUUUCCUCGUGAUGUUUUAUAUUACUACUUUUUUGGGCAGGUAGAUAUAAGUGUUCGAGCAUCUUGGACAAUUCUUUCAAAUGGGUGACUUAUUUUACCAUUGAGUAGGCAACACUUACAGUGCCAUACUGUGAACAUCUCACUAUAACAUGGUUUCUUUAAUCCACUUGAAGAAAGAAGGCCCAUCUGGAUUCUUUCUAGCUAAGCUAUUGCUGCUUUAUUUUUAAAGGGACACCAUGACUUGGGUAAAGGGAAAUCUCUGCUUUAUUCAAUGGCAGUGUUUGGGAGAAGAUAAGUUUCCUGACAUCCUAAGUAUCCGUGCAGUAAGGUACAGAGCAAGCAUAGUAUGCCACAUAGGACUAAACCACACAUCUGCAAGGAGAAUGGAUGAGCAGCCUUUAUCAUUUCCAUAUAAUCCCCCUGCUACUUUUCUUCUAGUUUUCCUCUUGCCAACUCUGAGUCUUGGGUGGGGGUGGGAUGUGAUAUUUGACAAGGUAAUGCAUGCUUCUGCUCAUACAGUCAAAUUGCAUCAGUGUCAGCCAGGACGUCUCUCUCCUUCAAUCUUACUGCCUCUAUAGACAGUUGGCCAACAGCCAUGCAUAUGCACUAUCAUAAAGAAACCUGAGAGCUAAGCCCAGGGAGACACCAGAUGUCGGGGAGUACUUGGGCUGGUGUCAUCCCUGAAUGGUAGGUUAGAGGAAUGGCUCCGGGCUAGCUGGUAGUAUCAAGAGCACUGCUGUCUAAUGGAACCAAACUUCUUCCUAGACCUUUUGGAAGGAAACCGGCUGCUAACUGUCCUUUUGUAAAAAGUAUCAGAAAUGUUGUUCUGCAGAAAAGUAAACGGAUGCAUUGUGAAUCAUUAAAGACUUGAAAGGGAAAGGUCAUGGGAUUCUUGCUAUUUACUAUUGGGUUGGAUUUUUUUUUUGGAAAAUCUGUUUCCUGUUAGAGCUGAACUGCAUGUUCAUAAAUAUCACUGGGCUGUACUAUUUCAGAGGGCAGGUGGGGAAUUGGAUUUUUUUCCCCAUGUUUCCCCAUUCAAAGCAUGUUUCUGCACAUAAACAGCACCAUGUUCGGAAUGUGCUAAGUUGACAAUCUGUUUCUGCAAUAAUUUGGCCUUCCAGGAGCAAAGUUAAGGCGGAUCCGCUUUCCAGGGUAGAACUUUGUGCCUGCAGAUAUCCCAUUUGUCAUGGCCUGGACCAUGCAGUAAUUCCAACUGUGCAAUCCAGCAGUUGGUCUGAAUGUAUGGAGUGGAGUUGAAAAUUAAUUCAAACACUUGAAUUUCUCUAUCAAACCAAGAUCUGUAAAACUGGACUAUUUUUGGUUUAAUGCUGGAUUUGUGUUGCUUCAAGUCAAAAUCAUAGGAGACUGGAAUGCAAAAGUAGGAAACAAGGCAGAAUCAAAUACUGUUGGAAGGUUUGGACUAGGAAGCACAAAAUGAAGCAGGACAGGAGCUCAUAGAAUUCUGUGAAGGCCACGAUUUGUUCAUCGUGAACACUGGUUUCAGGCAACCAGACAGACAACUGUAUACAUGACCAUUACCCGAUGACCAGUAUAGAAAUGAAAUAGAUUACAUAAUUGGAAACAGAAGUUGGAGAAGCUCUCUGCUAAAACAAGACCAGGAACUGAUUGUUGUACAGACUAUGAAUUGUUAAUAUUGAAAAUUAGAAUGAAGCUGAAGAACACCAAACAUUCAUUCUGCCGAAAUACAAUUACAGUUAUCCCUUCCACAUCACAACUUUCCCCAUAGAGGUUUUGCUGCAUUGUGGGUCAGCAUAAGAAAAUAAAUGGGAAUGUGUUGAGAGUUUUGCGGAAGCCCCAGAUGAAGGCCAGCAGGCAACGCAGAAAAAGUUUAGAAACUCAGAAAUGCUUAAAAUAUAUGUAUACUGUUGUAUAAUAUCAACAUGUUUUAUCUUUUAAUAACAUAAAUAUACGCAAUUUCUUUUUUUAAGUUAAAAUAAAAAGAAAAAACUCAGACUUAUUCUCUGGUAUGAAGGGAGGACCAAAAAAUUUCAUGUGGAUUUCCAGAUUGCAGGGAGUGCCACACACCUAUUUUCAGCUAUGUGAAAAGGAUAACUGUAAACAACAUUCCCGAAGAGUUUAAGGACCAUGAAAAGAAAUUAUAAGUUCAAGUAAACUAGAAUCAGAAGAACUAUGGGUUGAAAUCAGAGAUAUUAUCAAGGAAGAAUAAAGAGAGACUAUUCCGGUAUCCAAAAAUAUGAAAAGCCUUGAUAAAUGGCUGAUAAAACUCUUAAAAUUGCUAAAUAAGAAAUAAGAAGCACAGGUAGAAGGUGACAGAGAUAGAAUUAGAAGUCUAAAUGCAGUGUUCCAUUAACUCACACAAAGAGAACUAUUAUAAUGACCAGUGUAAAGAAAUAGCGAACAACAAAAAAAGAAAAAACGGAAGCUAUACCACAAGAUCCAAGAAUUCAAAAGGAAAUUUAAACCACAGUUAGGAAUGCUGUAAGAUUGACACAAAAAUGUUAACAGCACAACAUAAAGAAAAGAAGGUAACAAUGCACUAAAGAACUGUACAGAAGUGAUUAAAGGAUGACAGAUUUCUUUGAAAAACCUUCAGUUUCAGAAAGUGAAAGCUGUACUGAGAGCAACUGGGGAAACAAAUCACAAGUAGUAGACGGGAUAUCCAUGGAACUAUUCCAAGCCACAGAAAUGGUGUCCAUCAAAAUCUUAACAAGAAUAUGGCAACAAAUAUGGGAAACAAAACAAUGGCCUACAGACUGGAAACCUUCCAUUUACAUUCCAAUUCCAAAAAAGGAGAUGUCAAAGAUUACAGUAACUACUGGACAAUUGCACUAAUUUCUAACACAAGCAAACUGAUGUUCAAAAUCUUACAACAAAGACUGUUACCAUAUCUGGAAGGAGAAAUAUCAGUUGCUCUAGCUGGAUUCAGCAAAGGAAGAGGCACUAGAGAUCAUGUUGCAAAUUUAUAAUAGUUAUAGGAGCACACAAGAUAAUUUCAGAAGAAAAUCAGUGUGUUUCAUGUUACAGCAAAGCUUUUGACUGUUGAUCAUGAUGAGCUAUGAUUGGUUUUACAAGAAAUAUUGCAACAUCAGAUUGUUUAGAUGCACAACUUGUGCUCUGGACAAGAGACUACUGUUAGGACAGAAUGUGGAAAACAAAAUGGUUUCCAUUUGGCAAAGGUGUCAGACAAGGAUGUAUUUUAUCUCCCUAUCUCUUCAAUCUGUAUAAAACAUGCUAUAAGGAAAGCUGAAUAAGGUUUUGAUGAAGGUGGAGUGAAAACUGGUAGAAGGAGCACUAACAAUUUCAGAUAUGCAGAUGACACUACAUUACUGGCAGUAAAUAGUGAAGACUUGAAAUGACUACUAAUAAAGGUAAGAAGACAAGAAAAUGGGUUUGUGGAUGGGUGCUGUCUAUUGGGAAGGAAUUUUUUUGCCCAACUGAAAGAAGUGGAAGCAGGGCAGGAACAUGGUAGAGUCAGUAAUAUAGACAGCACUGUUUACUUGCAGAGUUAAUAAAGUGUAUAAUAAAUAAUAUUCACCAGGCCAGCUGUGGCCAAAUUAACAAAGCCCAUGAAAAUGAGAAUUGGGUUCAACAAUAUUUUUGAAAUGCUGACUUUGCACUCUGAUUUAAUUGCCACAACAAUGCCCAUUAACAACUAUUGUCUAAAGCAUGCAUUGCUUGGACCUGUGUUCUGUUGCAGCUAAUGUAUGGGUACGAGGUUAUGAUUUUGCAAAGUGAUCCUUGCUGAGAGUAAUUUUAUGGCAGUGUAUUGUCUUUUUUUAAUCAUCCCAAAUAGCCCCAUUGUACAGCAGGCUGCUAACACUUACUGAUCCGCUUCAUUUGAGCAUGCUGAAGUGUCUGUAGAAUUAUUUUCCGGGGAGGAAAAAGUCACAGGCAAAAAGGGUCCUACUCAAAACAAGACAAAUAAAAACAUUUUCUGCAGGCACAAAUGUUCUGGCUUCUUUUUUUCCACAUUAUGAGUCAUGGUGGGGAAGAUGAAAUACCCUUUUAAAAUUAUUUUCAUUUUGCAUAGCUUGGCAAUCUACUGUGGAUGCCUGGGUAGUCCCACUGAGCCGAAUGGAAAUUGCACAAGAGCUCAGUUUGAAAUUAGGUCCCACAUUUCAGUUUGACCAGCAAACAUCUCUGAGAAUUAUGCCUUUAAACCUUGUGGGACAGAAGGCAAUUGGGAAGCAUUGCUUUAAAUGGAAAAAGUCGCGGAGUCACCAGUGGUUCACCUGUUGUUUUACCGAGACUUUGGGGUGGGGGGGGUGGGAUUCUAUUUACCUUUACAGUGAGUUACUUUUUAAAAGUGCUAUUCUAAUUAGAGUUACAUCCUUUCCAGACUGUUGAAAUUAAUGAACUUAGAGGGGUGUAACUUAGCUUAAGACAGCAUCAGCAAUGUUUAAACAAUAUUAUUUUUCCUCAAUGCUCUCUAUUAAAUAGAAGCAUUGUCUUCGAAUCAAAAACCUUUAUUGGGCAUUUGUUACAGAUUGCAUAAGCACAUAACACAACAUCAACAGAAAUGAACAAAGUUGUCUUAAAGUUCUGGUACUUUUGAUACUUUUUACAAUGUAAAAAAGUAAGGGUGAUACCAUCAGCCAAUAUGGGCAGAAGUAGCCACUGUUACUAAAUAUGAUGCUGCAGCCUGUGGCCAUUGUUGUACAGAUGGUAUUUUAUACCAUCAUGAACACAUCCAGUCUCAGCUGAUCUCAUAGCUAAGCAGGGUCUGGUCUGGUUAGUACUUGGAUGGGAGAACAUGAUGCUGAUGAAGAUGUAGAAUUGUCCUGCCCAGCAGUUUAACUAUCAGAAUAGCAACAUGUAGUCCUUAACAACCCUGCUGGAUCAGUCCAGCCAUCCACGUACUCCAGCACUGUACCAUACAGUGGCUGUCUCAUUGCUCAGAAGCACCAAUAAUCAGGGCUUAAAGACUAACACCUUCCCCUGAUGUGGCCUUCUACUUUUUAUUUAUUUUAUACAGUUUAUAUUCCACCCUUCUGCCCACAUAAGGGCUACUGGGGUUCAGAGAUUUAUGCUUCUGCAUGUGGCGUCCUUUAGGCACCAUCGUUUAGUAGCCAAUGAUGAAUCUCUCUUCCAUCUGUUUCACUGUGUUCUGUGAAGUCAUAACCAACUAAUGGUGAUCCCAGGACUCUGGAAUUUUCAAGGUGAAAGAGGAGCAGAGAGGUUUGCUGUUGCCACCUUCUACAUUGCAGCUCCAGUUUUCCUUGAUGGUCUCCUAUUCAAGUACUAACCGUGGCUGACCCUACUUAGUUUCAAGGCUGUGAUGUGAUUAGGCUAGUCUGGUUUAUCAGGCACUUGAUCCCCCUUUAAAGCCAUCUGUGCUUUUCGCUGUCAUCUAGGCAGUGAAUUUGACAAUGUAAUUAUGCAUUGAAUAACUAUAACAUCUUUAAUACAGUCCAACACCAGCACAUAUUGAGUAAAGAAGUACUUUUGGUUACCUUGAAUCUCUUGCUCAUCAACUCCAUGGGAUACCCCCAAGUUCUACCAUGGGGUGCCCCCAAGUUCUACAAAAGUAGACAAGUUCUCACUGCCCACUUUAUCCAUCCGCAUUCAUAAUUUUUCACACUCACACACUCCGGCCAAUCUUUUUACUAAACUAAAAAGCUCCAGAUUCUAUACUCUGUCUCAGAAAAAGAUAUCAGCACAGUCAGUUGAGGUACACUGGUUGAGAAAAUUGUAUGUUUCCACACUAGAAUAUAGUCCCAAGCAAAUAUGAGAAUUCACUCUUAAGUGCUGCCUUUGUCAAAACUAUUAUUUUGUGCAUGAUUAAACAUAGUACUUUGAUACAAGAGUAUUUAUACUUCAUUGAAUGAUGAUCACCACCACUUUCAAAUGGAUGGCAGGAGCCAGGCAAGAGAGGCACUAGGACCCAGGUAGAGCAUUCUACCACAAAGAAAGUCCAGCAUGUUGAAUUGUGUGGCGGAGGAAUAUGCAACCCUACGAGCAUCUUUUUCUGAGACAGCCUAUAGCUUUUCCUAGGAUUGUAAAAUGUAGGGGUAGGAAUCACAUAGUGUUUCCCAGGAUGAAAGAUCUGUUAUAUGGAAAGCUAGGAUGGUAGACAGAAAGAUUGGAAGCUACCCUCUCCCCAAAGUUAAGUUUUCCAUGUCCAGAGAGCAGUCUCUACCCCUGUUCUUAGACUUGUGAAUGAAGCAGUUCUUGGAUGAAUGUACAUGCUUUUUCUAAACAUUAGAAUUGGCUUUGAAUGUCCAUAAACUUUCACUGACUGCCACCAAAUCAGUUAUUGCCACAUACUAAAAAUCUGUAUUUCUAUACCUUUGGCUAUGUACAAGAGAAACAUGUUUACCUGUAUAGGAAAAGUGGUGAAAUUUAUUUGUGAUGUUGAUGUUUUUGUACCUGUCCUCUUGUUAAUUGAGAUGUCCAUAUUCUUGAUGGCGAGAGAAAUAUAAAUGCAAAUCAUGAAUUGUCUCGUGUAAUUCUGUGAUGCUAAUGUGUAACCACUUUUACAAAGGGAAUCAUCGCAAAACAGGUUAAAAUAAAUUUUAUGCAACUUCA